UUUUGGCAUUUGUCUAUAACCUUUCUUUUACACUUUUGUAUGCUGAACGUGUUGCUUUUUAAAACGUGUCUGGUUUCUGUUUUUUGGAUUAUAGUUUCAUAGAUUUAAAAAUUAUGGCAGAAAUUGAAAUCAAGAAGGAAAAGAAAAAGAAAAGGAUCAAGGAAGAACCCAUCGAUGUGGACAUCGGUGUAUUGCAAAAAACAGGUGACUUUUCGGUGAAGCCGUCUGAGAUAUCGGCGAAAUUAGAUGCUUCGCAAUGGCCAUUACUAUUGAAAAAUUUCGACAAGUUGAAUGUGCGCACCAAUCACUACACACCAUUACCUCAUGGGUCUUCUCCGCUUAGCAGAGAUAUUAAAGAAUAUAUGAAAUCUGGUUUUAUCAAUUUGGAUAAACCAUCUAACCCCAGUUCGCAUGAAGUAGUCGCAUGGAUAAAAAAAAUUUUAAAGGUUGAGAAAACUGGACAUUCUGGAACAUUGGAUCCAAAAGUUACAGGAUGUCUCAUUGUAUGCAUUGAUCGUGCCACCCGCCUAGUUAAAUCACAACAGAGUGCUGGUAAAGAAUAUGUUGCCAUCUUUAAGUUACAUUCUCCAGUAGAAUCUGUGGCAAAAGUUCGUCAAGGAUUGGAAAAGUUACGUGGUGCCCUUUUCCAACGGCCACCAUUGAUUUCUGCAGUCAAACGACAAUUGCGUGUACGUACAGUUUAUGAUAGCAAACUGUUGGACUACGAUGAGGCUCGUAAUAUGGGUGUUUUUUGGGUUAGCUGUGAGGCUGGGUCUUAUAUUCGAACCAUGUGCGUGCAUUUGGGCCUAGUUCUAGGCGUAGGAGGUCAAAUGUUAGAGCUGAGGCGAGUGCGUUCUGGAAUACAGUCUGAGCGUGAUGGUAUGGUCACAAUGCACGAUGUUUUGGAUGCCAUGUACCUGUAUGAGAAUCAUAAAGAUGAGUCCAUGUUAAGACGAGUAAUAAAACCACUAGAAGGCUUACUUGUUAACCACAAGCGCAUCAUAAUGAAAGACAGUUCGGUAAAUGCCGUUUGUUAUGGUGCUAAAAUUAUGUUACCCGGUGUAUUACGUUACGAAGACGGCAUUGAGAUUGAUCAAGAAAUUGUUAUCGUAACGACUAAGGGUGAGGCGAUUUGUUUAGCUGUCGCACAGAUGACUACAGCAACAAUGGCGUCUUGUGACCACGGUGUCGUCGCUAAGAUCAAACGAGUUAUCAUGGAGAGAGAUACUUAUCCGCGUAAAUGGGGCUUAGGACCGAAGGCAUCGGCAAAAAAAGCACUAAUUGCUGCAGGAAAGUUAGACAAAUAUGGACGUCCAAAUGAAAAUACACCCAAGGAGUGGCUAACUGGAUUCGUGGAUUAUAAUGCGAAGAAACCAGAGGCAGCUGUAGCACAAAAAACUACACCAAUAAACGGUACCAGCACAGAGGAGGGCAAGAAGCGUAAGCUUAGUGCGUCCAGCCAAGAUGAAAACACAAUGGCAGCAGCUGAGGCUACGUCAGAAAAGAGGGAAAAGAAAAAGAAGAAGCACAAAGCGGACAAAGAGAGUGUCGAGGAAAGUGUGCUAGCUGUUGCGGCUGAAGAAACAGAAUCAACAGAAAAGUCAAAGAAAAAGAAGAAGAAAAAAGAUAAAGACAAAGAGAAGGAUAGCCAAGAGUAAAUAAUGUGUUUAAACUGCUCGAUUCCUUUCUGCGGACGGGGUUUGCAAUGCAUUUCUUAGAUUACUGCUCUUAUUGACGAGAAUCUUAAUUUACUUUUUUAUUUUCACUCUUUUUUAUGUAAAGUGUGAAGUCGACUCAAAGGUGUUAAUAGGUUAUUGCAUAUUGUUGCAUAACUUAACCGUCGACCUCAGUUCAAAUACAAUGUUUACAAAUAUUGUAGCUAUAAGGUUUAAGAAAAGUCUGUUAAUUGUAGACUUCACUAUAAGUUUUGAAGCUGUAAAAAUGUCAUGGGACAUUUAAGUCUGCUAAAAUAUAUGUAGUCUAUAGAAUGUA
Messenger RNA from Anastrepha ludens (Mexican fruit fly), 1992 nucleotides. RefSeq names its product H/ACA ribonucleoprotein complex subunit 4 (gene Nop60B). Gene Ontology annotation, molecular function: pseudouridine synthase activity; RNA binding. NCBI's taxonomy places the organism in Eukaryota, Metazoa, Arthropoda, Insecta, Diptera, Tephritidae. Bases 114 to 1658 code for a protein of 514 amino acids. Gene Ontology annotation, cellular component: box H/ACA snoRNP complex. The record is from RefSeq and is a predicted model, not a curated record. The transcript is spliced from 6 exons. Gene Ontology annotation, biological process: rRNA pseudouridine synthesis; snRNA pseudouridine synthesis; mRNA pseudouridine synthesis.